Salmo salar (Atlantic salmon) is the source of this 2549-nucleotide messenger RNA. RefSeq names its product vitamin D 25-hydroxylase. NCBI's taxonomy places the organism in Eukaryota, Metazoa, Chordata, Actinopteri, Salmoniformes, Salmonidae. Gene Ontology annotation, biological process: xenobiotic metabolic process. Gene Ontology annotation, cellular component: intracellular membrane-bounded organelle; cytoplasm. The record is from RefSeq and is a predicted model, not a curated record. Gene Ontology annotation, molecular function: oxidoreductase activity, acting on paired donors, with incorporation or reduction of molecular oxygen, reduced flavin or flavoprotein as one donor, and incorporation of one atom of oxygen; heme binding; iron ion binding.
AGUCAUCACAGCUAAACUUCCAGCCAAUCUUAGCCUUGUAGAGGGAGAAGUAUCCUAUUGGGUAGAGGCAGGGGAUAGAAAUAUGUGCAAGAUGAUAUAGCCUACAUAACUCUUUCACAGAGGAGAGCUUAGUACAGACAGCAAAGUUAGAGAGAGAAAAAUGGUAUUAAUUCAGUUAUCAUCUCUAGUCUCAGAAGUGUCGCAUGGACAGGCUUUCUUAGGUCUGUGUAGUUUACUUAUUUCCCUUAUUGUUCUUUUGCUGAUCCGGCAGCUUGUGAAGCAGAGGAGACCCCGAGGAUUCCCUCCUGGACCGUCACCUAUCCCUGUCAUAGGGAACAUUAUGUCUCUAGCAACAGAACCGCACGUCUUUAUGAAGAAACAGAGUGAAAUCCAUGGGCAGAUUUUCAGUCUUGAUUUGGGAGGCUACUCAGCAGUGGUUCUGAAUGGAUAUGAUGCCAUCAGAGAAUGCCUGUACCACCAGGGUGAUGUCUUUUCUGACCGGCCAUCGCUGCCUUUAUUUAUGAAAAUGACAAAAAUGGGAGGACUUCUGAAUGCUAAAUUUGGCAACGGAUGGAUUGAACAUCGUCAACUGGCCAGCAACUCCUUUCGUUACUUUGGCAGUUUUCAAAAGCCCCUCGAUCAGAAGAUCCUGGAAGAGUGCAUGUUUUUUGUGGAUGCCAUCGACGAACACAAAGGGAAACCCUUUAACCCAAAGCACCUGGUGACCAAUGCUGUGUCCAACAUCACCAACCUCAUCAUGUUCGGCGAGCGUUUCACGUACGACAACUGUGACUUCCAGCAUAUGAUCGAGAUCUUCAGUGAGAAUGUGGAGCUGGCCGUCAGUGGCUGGGCCUUCCUUUACAACGCCUUCCCAUGGAUCGAGUACCUCCCCUUCGGAAAGCACCAGAAGCUGUUCCGCAACGCAGCCAAGGUCUAUAACUUCCUGGAGCAGAUCAUCAAGCGCUUCUCGGAGGGCAGAGUGUGCAACUUCCCACGCCACUACAUCGAUGACUACCUGAACAAGUUGGACAAGAGUGCUGGAGACUUGGGCACCCCGUAUUCCAGGGAGAACCUAAUCUACUCUGUGGGCGAGCUCAUCAUCGCAGGCACGGAGACCACCACCAACACCCUACGCUGGGCUAUGCUCUACAUGGCCCUCUACCCCAACAUUCAAGAGAAGGUGCAUAAGGAGCUGGACAGUGUGCUGGGAAGUGGGCAGUCCCCCUCGCUGGCGGACAAAAAGAGGAUGCCCUAUGUGGAAGCGGUGCUACAUGAGGUCCUGCGUUUCUGUAACAUCGUGCCCCUGGGCAUCUUCCGCGCCACCACUCAGGACACACUGGUGAGCGGCUACAACAUCCCCAAAGGCACCAUGGUCAUCACCAACCUGUACUCUGUGCACUUUGAUGAGAAGUACUGGUGCGACCCUGGAACCUUCUCACCACAUCGCUUCCUGGACAGCAAUGGAAACUUUGUCCGACGGGAAGCUUUCCUACCCUUCUCUCUGGGGAAGCGUCACUGUUUGGGCGAGCAUCUGGCCAGGAUGGAGAUGUUCCUGUUCUUCACCACCAUGCUGCAGCGCUUCCACCUGCAGUUCCCCCCUGGUACAGUGCCAAGCCUCACCCCCAAACUGGGCAUGACCCUGCAGCCGCUGCCUUACUCCAUCUGCGCCGUCCGCAGGCAGCAGUGACAGAUUCUCAGACUGCACAGCCCGAAGGGGUGGGGGGGUUGGGGGUUUAGUCAGAACAGAACAGGGGUCUAGAGCUUGGACUCCUACCCUGACCUCCAGGGUCUGAACUCGUGUUUUACACAGAACUGCUAGAAUUCUAAACAUCAGCCGAUGGUUGUUUCUGAGCAAUUGCAUGUUUGCACAGCACCAUUUGCAAAGUCACAGGAUCACCAGAAAUGUUACUGGCAAGAUCCUGAAAUAUCAGGUGGAACUUCUCAGUAAGUUUAAUCGAGAAGAUAAGAAGUGUGAAUAUUUAAACAAUAGACGCACACAUAUACUAUGAAUUAACCUUGAAUUAGAAUUGACUUUUUAUCUGUGUCCUUAUAAUCAAAUGUCUCAUCUUCCCUGCGGGAUUACGUCAAUGAUUGACAGGAUGGACCUCUAUGAUGGUUCACAGCCCUGUCUUCUCUCUCAGCCUGCCUAAAUGAGAAAUGGGAACAUUACCCACUGGGCACACACUGGUUGAAUCAUUGUUGUUUCCAUGUCAUUUCAAUGAACCUACGUGGAAUAGACAUUGAAUUGAUGUCUGUUCCCAGUGGGUAGUUUCAGCUGUUUCUACAGCACAGUGAAAAUAAGUAGACUAGCAGCCAGCCUUUCCUAGAAGGCUCUGGACAUGGUGUUUAGUCUGGAUCAGCGCCAUAUCAAGCAGUCUGAACUAACAAUGAACCCGAUCUCUAGGGAUUCUUCCAUGGAAAAGCCUUCUCUCAGAAAGCUACUGCAAUAUCCAUUGAAAAUGUCUUUGUGAUGCUGUCCUUUGUGAUUUAAGUCAAUUUUACUUUUGUCUAUUAUGGUCAUACUUUGUAAUAAGAACUCCAUUUUGGUG